Messenger RNA from Symbiodinium sp. CCMP2592, 1182 nucleotides. The record is from the annotation of a GenBank genome assembly. NCBI's taxonomy places the organism in Eukaryota, Dinophyceae, Suessiales, Symbiodiniaceae.
AUGGCGGCCCGGGAACCGUGGACCUAUGCGGUCCCGGCAGCUGCGCUGGCCGUGGCUUUCUUGGCCGUGGCUGUCGAGGCCUGCGCCGAGUCGGCCAAACGAGGCCAACACCUGCCUUUGCCAACGGAAGACGGUGAGCCAUCAAACUUUCUCAGAAGUGCGAGGAUCCAGGUUGCGAAAGCACGCACAGAGGGCAAGGGCCUCAAGCUCGCCUUCAGAGCCCUGGAAGUUAUGGUGAACGGCAGCUUGUUGGGUGGAAUGGCCAUGAUCAUUGUUUGGUGGCCUGUCUGGCUUGCUGUAGUUUCUGCAGCUUUUGUCUUGCCAGCAGCUUGCCAGCACGGCUUGAUGCAGGUGGUCCAACUGCCAGCACUGGCAAUUGCCUCGCCUCAGAACCGGAGCUGUCGAAGCAUGCUGCGCUCGUUCGUGCUCGUCGGAUUCGUAGGUCCCGUGGCACUGGUCUUCAGUGUUUGUUUUCGUCCAGAUAUCCACAACUGUCAGAUACGGACGCUCUCCGAUGAUGUAGAAGCACUGCACCUGUUGCCCAAGCAAUACACCGCCCAGGCUGAAAGCCUGCUGAGGGUGUCAGCACGGGAUAUCUUCUCGUACUUUCUCAUGUUGCAGGUGUUCUGUUUGCUUGCAUACAUCAUAGCAUUGCUGGUGCAAAUUGUCAGAGGGGCUUGUUGCCAUACGGCAACAGCCACAGAACAUGUAAAUGAGACGGGGCCGACGCUUGCCCGGCAGCUGGCAAGCGACGGCUUCCAAGCAGUGCAGCACAAGCUGCCCACACUGACCAAAGUGCAAUGGGAGCAGAAGCACUGCUUCGACAUGGAUGCACUGAAAGUUAAACUUUUUUUCAUGGCGCUCGAUGUUCUUUUGGACCUCAACACGAUUUUCAGCCUGCUGGUGUCGAGGAACUACAAGUUCGCGGGGUGCCUCACCUUCGUCGUCACGAGAAGUACAGCAAAGCAACUAGGAAAUCUGGGAAGCUUCAAGAAGGCCUUGGAUGAAAGCGUUCGCCGUGGACUUCUCCACCGGGUAGUGCUUGAGGUCUUUGACGAGGAGAAGGGCGCCGAAGCCUUCUUCAGCCUGAUGAUAACAUCGUACAGCUACGUAUUUUGUGUGCAGACUGCAAUACAAGCGAUUGUACAGUGCUUCAGCGUGCUGAUCCUAAGCCCGCGAUGA